ACAGUAUGAGAGAAGAUUCUCUAAGCUUCCAUGAGACCGUGUUUUAUACUUCUCCCCUGUGUGUUUCCAACUUCCUAACAAUUAGAUACAGGAGUAUUCAUUGAAAAACAAAACUGUUCUCCUCACUUCUCAGACCACCUAGUGGCUUUUCAAGAAGGAUAUAGAAUAUGUAAAAUUAUGCAACUGUAAAAAAUUUUAAUAAGAAUUUAAUAGCAUGCUGAUUUCAGUGCUUCGAUUAAUUACCUCCCUUGGAAAUCCACUCUUAUUUUCUCCCCAGGUAGUUGAAGAAGAAAAAAUAUGAUACAAUGGAGCAGGGAAAUUACACCAGAGUGAAAGAAUUUAUUUUUCAAGGACUGACCCAGUCCCGAGAGCUGAGUUUGCUCUUAUUUCCUUUGUUAUUUUUGGUGUACAUGUCAACUGUGAUGGGAAACGUCCUCAUCAUGGUCACUGUUACCUGUGAGUCCCGCCUUCACACCCCCAUGUACUUCCUGCUCCGCAAUCUCUCAGUCUUGGACAUCUGCUUCUCCUCCAUCACUGCUCCCAAGGUCCUCGUGGACCUUCUGUCAAGGACAAAGACCAUCUCUUUCAAUGGUUGCAUCACUCAGAUGUUCUUCUUCCACCUUCUCGGUGGGGCAGACAUUUUUUCUCUCUCUGUCAUGGCCUUUGAUCGCUACAUGGCCAUCUCCAAGCCUCUGCACUACGUGACCAUCAUGAGUAGGGGGCGAUGCACUGUCCUCAUUGUGGCCUCCUGGGUGGGGGGCUUUGUCCACUCCAUCGUGCAGAUUUCCCUGUUGCUGCCCCUCCCCUUCUGUGGACCCAAUGUCGUUGAUGGCUUCUACUGCGAUGUCCCCCAGGUCCUCAAACUCGCCUGCACCAACACCUUUGCUCUUGAGGUCUUAAUGAUUUCCAACAAUGGUUUGAUCUCUACACUAUGGUUUGUCUUCCUUCUUGUGUCCUACACAGUCAUCUUGAUGAUGCUGAGGACUCACGCUGGGGAGGGCAGAAGGAAAGCCAUCUCUACCUGCACCUCCCACAUCACUGUGGUGACCCUGCAUUUUGUGCCCUGCAUCUAUGUCUAUGCCCGGCCCUUCACUGCCCUCCCCAUGGACAGAGCCGUCUCCAUCACCUUCACGGUCAUCAUCCCUGUCCUGAACCCCAUGAUCUACACCCUGAGGAACCAGGAGAUGAAGUCAUCCAUGAGGAGACUGAGGAGAAGACUUGGACCUUCCAAAAAAGAAUAGAUGCUAUGAAAUCUAGAUUGAAAGUGAAAACUGAAAAAUAUUUCCUCACAACACAGUAGAAGACCAUCUUGAGACCGAAGGUCUCCCUUUGUCCCUCAGCAGCAUCCUUUAAUAAGGGUGGCCUGAAAUAAUCUUUUCUGAAAGGUUUUAUCUUGGUGAGAUUGUUGACAACUAAGAGUCUCAGACCCAUAAAUCAUCAGCUCUUAAUGAGACUCCAAAGAUUACAUCACCCAAACACCUCAGGUGAGCUUUACAGGUGAGGAAAUAAGGUCUGAGAGAAAGUUACCUCUCACAACCCAGGGAUCAAGAGUCACAUAAUCUUCCCACUGAGCCAGCCAGGCACCCUAAGACUAUGAAGCUGAGGUAAGUUUCAUGCUUUAUCAAAGUUUCCCUAGCUAAUGAAUGGCAGAGGCAUGGCUAGAUCUGAGAUAUCUGAGCCUCAGCUAAGUGCAUGUUUCACUAGUCCUGCUGCCUCAUACUGGAUUUUCUAAGGUCUGAAAUAAGCUCAUCCAUAAAAAUUUCUCCUCUAUUGUCGUAUUACGAAAGGUGCUUGCAUGUCUUCAUCGGACCAAGGAGUAGAUACCUUAGGCUUCAGGCCCCUCUAAGAAUUUCAACAUCAUUUUCCAGCCAUUCAUUCCCAGCCAGCCCUCCAGAGAAAGGAAUCCUAUCCUGUGCCCAUUGCUGGAAUGUGCCUGACUCAAGUCCACAAGAAGCAAAGGCUGAAGAAUAAAUGACUUUUCAUUAUCUAGGCUU
Lontra canadensis (Northern American river otter) is the source of this 1994-nucleotide messenger RNA. RefSeq names its product olfactory receptor 4D9-like. The coding region runs from base 306 to 1241 and encodes 311 amino acids. Gene Ontology annotation, molecular function: G protein-coupled receptor activity; olfactory receptor activity. Lineage: Eukaryota; Metazoa; Chordata; Mammalia; Carnivora; Mustelidae. The transcript has a single exon. Gene Ontology annotation, cellular component: membrane. Gene Ontology annotation, biological process: G protein-coupled receptor signaling pathway. The record is from RefSeq and is a predicted model, not a curated record.